AUGGGAGAUUCAAGUGGUUCUGUCUCCAUUGAUAUGGAGGCAAUGUCUCUUGGUGGACAGGAACAUCUUGUGGAGACUACCUAUGGCCCCGUAUGUGUUGCCGUUUGUGGAGAUCCAGAUAAACCUGCUCUUAUCACAUAUCCUGAUCUAGCUCUUAAUCAUAUGUUCUGUUUUCAAGGAUUAUUGUUUUGUCCAGAAGCUAGUUCCUUGCUACUCCACAAUUUUUGCAUUUAUCACAUCAGUCCUCUAGGCCAUGAGUUGGGAGCUCCAGUGAUCAGUGUUGAUGCUCCUUUGCUCUCAGCUGAUGACUUAGCAGAUCAGAUUGUCGAGGUUCUUAACUAUUUUGGACUUGGUGCAGUCAUGUGCAUGGGUGUCACAGCAGGAGCUUACAUUCUGACCUUAUUUGCUAUGAAGUACAAGCAGAGAGUUCUGGGAUUAAUACUGGUCUCUCCACUGUGCCAAGCGCCUUCUUGGUCAGAAUGGUUGUGCAAUAAGGUUAUGUCUAAUUUACUUUACUACUAUGGCAUGUGCGGAGUGGUUAAGGAAUUAUUACUAAAACGGUACUUCAGCAAGGAAGUUCGUGGUAAUGCUCAAGUUCCAGAAUCAGAUAUUGUUCAAGAAUGCAGAAGAUUACUUUGCGAGCGGCAGAGUAGUAAUGUAUGGAGAUUCCUUGAGGCAAUCAACGGGAGAGUGGAUCUUAGCGAAGGGUUAAGGAAACUGCAAUGCAGAACUUUGAUAUUCAUUGGUGAAAGUUCUGCUUACCACUCCGAGGCAGUUCACAUGACAACCAAACUAGAUAGACGAUACGGCGCAUUAGUCGAGGUACAAGGAAGUGGGUCACUGGUGACUGAAGAACAACCUGAGGCGAUGGUAAUACCAUUGGAAUACUUUUUGAUGGGAUAUGGUUUGUAUCGUCCUACACAGGACGUGAGUCCAAGAAGUCCUUUGAGUCCAACUAGAAUCUCCCCUGAGCUUCUCUCCCCUGAAAACAUGGGUUUGAAGCUCAAGCCCAUCAAGACAAGACUCUCCCUAUGAUGCUGCCUUAUUCUACACAGAUUAUUACAACAUAUACAUGAUGAUACAUACAUACGCCUCAUAAAAUCGCCACUAUUGUUUUGGAGUUUGAGCUGCUCUUGUGUUAUGCUUAAAGCUGUAGAUAUAGACAGAUAUUGAUCAUUUAUAUAUAUAUAGAGGGAGAAGGAGAGUUAAAAGAGGAAUAAGGGAAAGGAUUGAUAUAUGGUAGAGAGAAUACAUAUGUUUAUGUUUUUGAGUUCUUUAUGGUAGCUGUCUUCAGUGAGUGAGUAGCUGUUUUUGUUCUUUAUGUACAUCCGGUUGAAUUUUCGGUAACGGUGUUGCUUUUCAUGCUUCGGUUGAUUUUUGUGUUUGCUUAUUGUGCUUACAUGUUAUAAUAUAGUUUUUUUUCAUCUCUCACGAUCAACUAUGUUCUGGUCGAUAUAUACGAGUUUAGGUUUAUCACUGAUGUGCACGAAAAAGGGAAAAAUCUUUGAAGCUCGCUAUUCAGAGAGAUUAAAUUACAGUGAAGGGACAGAAAAC
Molecule: messenger RNA, 1554 nt
Organism: Eruca vesicaria subsp. sativa (arugula)
Lineage: Eukaryota; Viridiplantae; Streptophyta; Magnoliopsida; Brassicales; Brassicaceae
Source: the annotation of a GenBank genome assembly